CACCCCUAGAGAAGAAGGGGGGCUGGGGGUUGAGAAUACGGAGUGAGUGGAAAAAUAAAAGUCUGUAGAAAGAGAAAAAAAACGUGGUUCCAUACUCAGAUUGAGAGUUUUUCUUGCAAUGUUUUGACUGCUGGAAUGAUGAUGUGGAAGAUUCGACCAUGCAACAUUGUAACGCGGCUAAACCGAUUAGCUAAAUAAUUAGAACCGAGUGUUACAAGGCAUUCCCCCACUAUCGGCACGACGGACUCAAAGUUCAACGCCAUUCAGAGCUGACGAGUGGGUUUAUACAAAGCUAGAGCAACAUUCGUCUCAACGGUUUGUGAAAAAGAAAAGAACAAAUAAAGUUAGGAGCUCAAAAGUAACUAGGGAACAGUAGGGGGCCUGGGGGUUAGAGCGCGUGAGAACCGAGGGGUUUAGGCUAAGCUUAGAAACGGACAAGUUUUCAAGCCAGCGAGGAAUUUUGUGAUUUUAAUUUGUCAAGAAGAACAACGAAGGCUGGGUGUCCAAUACCAAGCUAACUAACAAUCCAACGGGGAACUUUCUCAAUUGACCAGAGUCCCCAUGAAAACCCCGGGGGACACGGGGUUCGCCUUCCCCGACUGGGCCUACAAGCCCGAGUCGAGCCCCGGCUCGCGACAGAUUCAGCUGUGGUGCUUCAUCCUGGAGCUACUGCGGAAGGAGGAGUACCAUGAAGUCAUCGCCUGGCAGGGCGACUACGGAGAGUUUGUCAUCAAGGACCCUGAAGAGGUGGCCCGACUGUGGGGUGCCCGCAAGUGCAAACCUCAGAUGAACUACGACAAGCUGAGCAGAGCGCUUAGAUAUUACUACAACAAGAGAAUCCUCCACAAGACCAAAGGGAAGAGGUUCACCUACAAGUUCAACUUCAACAAGCUGGUGCUGGUCAACUACCCCUUCAUCGACAUGGGCUCUGGUAGGGGAGUCCCCCAGAGCGCCCCUCCCGUGCCGACCGGGGGCAGCAACUUCCGCUUCCCCCCUUCCACCCCGUCCGAGGUGCUCUCCCCAAGUGAGGACCUGCGCAGCCCGGGUGUGUUCAGCAGCGUGGCCCGCCGCAUGGGCCGUGGCUCUGUCUCCGACUGCAGCGACGGCACCUCCACCAACUCUGAGCUGGAGGAAGGCGUGGGGGGUGAAGAUCGUGGCGGCGUGGGCCCUGAACGGGCCUUCCGCGGCCUCCUACACCCCCGCCUCUCCCAUGACUCACUGUUUCGCGCCUACGGAGGCCCCGGCGGGUUAGGCCGCCCCCCGCCCGGCCACAGGGUCCAUGGUGACCCCAUGUCUCCAUUCCCGGUGUCCCCCCUGCCGGGCCCUGGGGGCCUCCUGGGCCCCACCCUGUCCCCGGCCCUGUCCAUUACCCCUGGCUCCCACCUGCCCUAUACCCCGUCCCCCUCCCUCAGCCCCAUGCUGGGCUCCCACUUCUCCUUCAACCCGGACGACAUGAAGCGCUACCUGCAGGCCCACCACCAGAGCGUCUACAACUACCACCUCAGCCCCAGAGCCUUCUUCCACUACCCCAACAUCGUGGUCCCCCAGCCCCACAGGCCCUCUGCUGCCCCUGACAAGCCCAUGACAGCCCACCCCCCAGCUCACCACCAUGCCCCGCCUAUGCCCCACUCCCAUUCGCUGCACCACCAUCAAGGGGAGGAGCAGCACCCCUCGCCCUUCAAGUUCAAGCUGCAGCCGCCUCCGCUGGGGCGUAAACAGAGGGACGGCUCCGCCUCCUCUACCGGUGGGUCCUCCUCCAGCCUAGGCUCCUCCUACGCUGCCUCAGGGCUGCUCUCUAACUCCUCCUCCUCAGUGGGCCCUCCCAAAAUCAAGGUGGAGCCCAUCUCCGACAUCGAGUCCGAUGAGGAGGUGGAGGUGACCGACAUCAGCGAGGAGGACGAGCUGCUCGACGACGACGAGGGCGACGUCUUCACCCCCCCUCAUCCCACCAACGGAACCGCCCCUACUGCCAUCACCAACGGCAACCUGGGCGCCAUCGCCGAGGACGACGUGGAAGAGGACGUGUUCAAGACACCCGCCGCCCCUCCCAUGGGCCCUCUAACCCCCUCCCUGCUGGGCCUGAAGAGCGAGCCAGGCCAGGGCCCUCCCAUCAGCCCUGGCGGCACCCUCUGUAUCCCCCUCAAGCUGCGCUUCAAACGCCGCUGGAGCGAGGACCAGAAGAUGGAGGCCAAUGGCGAGCGCGAGGAGGCCGAGGAUAAGAAGGUGCGGCCGGAGAAAGAGGUGGUGGAGGAGCCGGCAAGGAGGGAGUCAGAGAAUGGGGAGGGGCCAAGGAGAAGCCUGUCAAUGAGUCAGGGUGCUCCUCCCCCUCCGGCCCAGCGCAGGGCCAGCUCUGAGCUGCAGAGAGCCACAGCCCAGCUGUCUCUGGAGAACCAUGGAGCCUGCUGAGGCAGGGAUACAUACAUACAUGCAUACAUACAUACAUACAUGCAUGCAUACAUGCAUACAUACAUAGAGACACGAUCACAUGCCCGUACCUACAUACACACUCACUCAUAUAACCAAGCAUACACAUAGACACAUGUGCCUGUGCGGAAGGCUUUUUUACUCUCAUUUUGAACUCAUUUAAUACAGAACAUUAACACAUAGCUCAACAUGCUGUGACUGAGACACUAAAGAUAGACAUACAUUAAUACUGAUAUCCCCUCUAAACAAAAGCCCCUAGGGCCUAGAUCCAGGAUCCAUCCCUAAGACCUGUACACUGCCUUAAGGUGCCUCCAUCUCCCCUCAACAUCUCAUCCCAGUAACGCCCAUAGCUCCUUAGCCUUUCAGAGAUGCAUCAAAACAGAUGGGAAAGAAUCCCUUUAGACCCACUCCACCAGACGGACCUUAAUGUUGCUGACACUGGGUGGGAUGACAUCAUGACAAUGCCUUCUAUCUUCAACAGACUUGAAAAGAGAUUACAGAAGUGCUUGUCUUUACGUACAAUGGUUUACAAAGCAGAGGAAAUUGCUUUGUAAACCAACUCUUGUCAACUGUUCCAUCACCUUCGAUGACUGGGAAGGGAUCUCAGGAGUCAUAACAAAGAGACCUCCCUGUCUGUCUGUCUAAUCAUGACCUCUUCAACAGGGACUGACUUAAGACAGAAUUUGUUUCUGAGUGAGCACUCUCUUUCACAAGACGCUCUUUGAUCAUCGUCCCCCACCAACUUGAGCGUAGGGACAAAAAACAAAAUGGCGUGCAGAUCUAUAUGUCAUGCAGUUCUAUCUGGAUCUAUAGAGGAUGUGGAUGGACUGUCUGGAGACUCAGGGCAGCAGUAAUACCC
This is a messenger RNA of Coregonus clupeaformis (lake whitefish), 3283 nucleotides long. RefSeq names its product ETS domain-containing transcription factor ERF-like. The record is from RefSeq and is a predicted model, not a curated record. Lineage: Eukaryota; Metazoa; Chordata; Actinopteri; Salmoniformes; Salmonidae. Bases 562 to 2406 code for a protein of 614 amino acids. Gene Ontology annotation, biological process: cell differentiation; regulation of transcription by RNA polymerase II. The transcript is spliced from 5 exons. Gene Ontology annotation, cellular component: nucleus. Gene Ontology annotation, molecular function: sequence-specific DNA binding; DNA-binding transcription factor activity, RNA polymerase II-specific.